Trichoderma reesei QM6a is the source of this 723-nucleotide messenger RNA. RefSeq lists its product as uncharacterized. The record is from RefSeq and is a predicted model, not a curated record. NCBI's taxonomy places the organism in Eukaryota, Fungi, Ascomycota, Sordariomycetes, Hypocreales, Hypocreaceae. Bases 1 to 723 code for a protein of 240 amino acids. The transcript has 3 exons.
AUGGAGGACAUGCGCUUCCGCCCUCAGCAGCCGCCGAGGAACGAGCCAUCCAUCAACCCGCUUGUCUCACCUCCUCGCGGCGCCGCUCUCAUCCCUCAGCAACAGCCUGCGAAUCAUGAUAUGCGCUCCUCCUUGCCUCGCCGCUUCACGACAGACUCAGGGCUUCUGCAGACACUGUCUUCGAUCAACUCCCUGGCGUCCCCGUCCCGUGUGGUCGACGCCGACUAUAAUAAUGCAUUGCACAAGGUCCAAUUGAUAGAGAAGAAGAAACAAGAAUAUGAGAGGAUCCGAGAACAAAGGCGGCGAUUCGAAGUCGAGAUGCAAAAACUAGACCAGCAACAGCGACGGGAGGCUCUCGAACUGGCGCAGAUGGAAGAAGAGGUGAACAGAUUCGCCGGGCACCAAUCCGAGCCGACGACGCCUCCCGAGUACCGAAACACCAAUACCAACAAUGGCUUUCCUGGCAUCUUCUCGCGGCCAAACCGAUACUCGACCUCGAGUCUGACCUCCCCUCCAGACUUGUCUAACCGACCAUCUCGCUCUGGAUCGCUUCUGACCUCUCCUCCUCCUCCUGGCACGGGUGCGUUCCAGCAGCGUUUCGGAUUCGACGACAAUCAGAUGCCAUCACGAUCUGUUCCUACCACGCGCCGUAACAGCGACGACGAUGACAAGGAAGAGGCUGUUCGCCAAGACCCAAGCAGCCACAGGUCGACCAACUCGUAA